Bolinopsis microptera is the source of this 2618-nucleotide messenger RNA. RefSeq names its product zinc finger protein 77-like. Gene Ontology annotation, molecular function: DNA-binding transcription factor activity, RNA polymerase II-specific; RNA polymerase II cis-regulatory region sequence-specific DNA binding; protein binding. The record is from RefSeq and is a predicted model, not a curated record. The transcript has 13 exons. Gene Ontology annotation, biological process: regulation of transcription by RNA polymerase II. Gene Ontology annotation, cellular component: nucleus. Bases 16 to 1767 code for a protein of 583 amino acids. Lineage: Eukaryota; Metazoa; Ctenophora; Tentaculata; Lobata; Bolinopsidae.
UAGUUUAGUUGUAUAAUGAGGCUUGACGGAUCCUACGAGGGUUUUCGUAACCAAGAUCCUAAGAUGGAAUCUUUUAUGACCCGUUGCCACGACAACAAGUUGGAGUCCUUGACACGGUACCAAGACAACAAGAUGGACUUGCUGACCAGAUAUCAAGAUAAAUCUCCAGUGUGUUCCACGGAUGUUUUUCCACUGUCACCUACGAGUCCGUAUGAGGCGAGUACGAUAGAUCCAACAACCCUCCUCCCCCGGGAUAUCACACUAAAAGGGUCCCAUGUUCCCGGAGCUGGUAUGGGGGUGUGGGCCCUCCUCCCCAUCCAGAGACGCACUAGGUUUGGUCCCUUUACUGGGAUCAUCUCACCUACCUCCCGUCCCACUGCUGCUUCCCAUCCUUCAGCUUGCUGGCCGAUAUUUGAGAACAAGGGGAGUGUAGUGCACUAUUUACUAGCACCGGAGUCCGACGAACCUUCAGGAAGCUGGAUGAGGUACGUGAACACGGCCCGACAUGAACAAGAACAGAACAUCGUCGCAUUCCAGAUACAGCACGAUAUUUACUUUGAAGUUAUCCGGGACAUCCUCCCUGGUCAGGAACUACUGCUGUGGUACGAGUCCAGCUAUGGAGACCUCCUCGGACUCUACAGACUGGAACAACUCCGACCUGACUCCGACGGCUGCUACUCUUGUCAGAUCUGUCAGAGGACUUUCUGCUACCCUUACAGUUUUAUGAUGCACAUCGCCACGAGAGCAUGUUCUCAUUCUGGUUCUGAAGUUCUGUGGUGUGACCACUGCGGUAUGGUGUUUGCUCUCCCGGCUACUCUAAGAUCGCACGUGAGGACGCACUCACAUGACCGACCGUUUCCUUGUGGAACGUGUCCCUCAACGUUUGCUCAGUCAACUGCUUUGGCUCUUCACAAUCAGAUCCACUGGUACCAGAACACAGAAUCAUGGUACAACAAUGAAUACAAGGCGGGAGUACCGCCUUUACUCUCUCCCACUAUUUCCAGUACUAACGGAAUAGCAACCCUUCCCGCUCACAGCACUACGAUGCUGGUUAAUGACAAAAUAUUUAAGUGUAACAAGUGUGACAAAGCGUUUUCCUGCAACGCCAAACUCGAAAGGCACACUCGAGUCCACAGUGGUAUAAAACCAUACACCUGCGAUUACUGUGGUAAAUCUUUCGCGUACAGCACAAGUUGCCGUAGACACGAGCGCACCCAUGUGGAGGGCAAACCGUUUAAGUGCACUCACUGUCAGAAAGCAUUCAGUGAUAGCACCAACAUGAAGGCACAUAUUCGAAUACACACUGGAGAGAAACCGUACCGAUGCAAUAUCUGCGGAAGAGAAUUCAGUCACUCCAGCUCAUUGAAGAGUCACCACCGGACACAUACUGGAGAAAAGCCGUUCAAGUGUUCCCACUGUGGCACGUGUUUUGGGCAUCUCAGUACACUGAGGAAGCACGGUAUGAGAGCUCACGGUCUUCAGAAGCGAGCUCAUAUGCAGGAUGAAGGACAAUUAGUGGUGAAAACAGAAAACCCGAGCUCCCUCCAGGGCUACAGCACGAAGCCGCUCCAACCUCUCGCUCACCCUAAACCCUACCCUAAAUCUGACGAAACAGUGCCUCUUUCCCAUGUUAAAACGGAAACAUUGCCCUUGUCACACUCUAAAACGGAACAGACCCACCCUUUGUCCCAUAAUAGACCCACAAUUGCUGCUGCUGAUAGCAGUAAUAUCUUACAUGUUCUGUCACCGGAGCAUUCCCUCACGUGACAUCAUUAACUGUUAAUUAAAUAAUUAAUUAACAUCUGAUAAUUAAUUAGUUACCUAUUGAGUAAGUGAUGGCUAACGAAUGACGUGUUAGAUUAUGAGUGAUGUCACAGUUUCAAGUACCACGUGACGUCAGAUGUUAUUUAUAUAUAUAACGUGAAACAAGUUGUUUGCCUACCAGUUAUAUAUUAUGUGCACUUGACGAAUAAUAGCAGAGUUAGAAAAUUGUAGUGAACUUUGAGGACUGUGAUUUUAGUGGUUUUAUGAUGCUAAUUUAUUGUUACUAAUAUUUCCAACUAUUAUAAUAAUGAUUAUAACUAUUAUUAUUAUAUUUAUAGUUGGAAUGUUUCAUUAAUUAAUACCGUCUUAUGUUUGUAUAUUUGCAUGCAGAAGAAAGAUUAAAUAAACUUAGUUAAGGGCUCUCGAAUUCAGUUAUCCAUAAAUAUAAUUAGCUUUAAAGCUUUAAUUUUAACAGACUUCGUAAAAUGCUAAAAUGGUUUCUAUGUGACGCCAAUUUCAUUAAAUUCGAGGCAAAACGUCUGUCUGAUGAAUGAUAUUGUUCACCAUGAUAGUUAAGGCACAUUUCUUGAUAUAGUCUCAACUGUUAUUACCCCUAUUAUAUUAGUAUAUUGAUAGAGACCAUUUUAUCUUUUUAUGUAGUAUAUUUUGGGUCUAACUCUAAAAUGUCAUUAUAGCCGAUCAGCUUGUUUAUUGGUCACAGUUUGUUGAUUAAUUAUAUUAUUAUCAAUACAUUUGUUGAGUCACCAUAACUAGUAUAGAUGUAAUUUAUGGUUUGAUGAUAAUUUUAAGUAUUGCCAUCAAAAUGACACGAGUUCAAUAUUACUGAUACUCUA